GAAAACACAAAGCAUAAACACUUAAACCAAAUCCGAAAACAACUCAAACUGAUCCAAUAGAUUGGAAGGGGAAAGGUUCUUUAUAACCCUUCCUCUUUCAUUUUCAUUCCUUGGCUCUCUCUUUUGAGAAAGUUCCAUAAAAAUUCUCAUCAUUUGGUUAUUGCAAUCGAGAUUAAGGACUAACCUCCUAAAUGCAUGCAUAUUCAUGCAUGCAUAUGUCUCAAAUUUUUAUAUUACAACCAGAAAUUUCAUUUCUGAAAGAGUUUCAAGUAAAAAUAAAAUAAUAUAAAGCAUGGCUACCGUAGGGUUCUGCGGUUUAAAGCCAUUGCUUUUACGCCGCAAAGCUAGUAUAUUAGAGGGACUUAGAGUAAUAAAAAGCUCAACCACAGCUAAGAAGUCUUCUUCCACACCUUCCACACCCAAGAAGUUUUUUAAGAAGUCUUCAAAGGCUCAGAGCAAAGAAAAUGGAGACCCAAUGGAGUUAUCAUUUGUAGGAGCAGACCAAUUGAUUUUAAUGGUAGAGAUUCAUAAGAAGAUCAUGGCAUUCAGAGACAUCAUGGACUUAGCUUCAUGCAAUAGCUCUGCUUCCUUGCGGGAGAUAGUUUUGAAAACCCUGCAUGAUCUGCAAAGGCUUUAUCCAAAGAUCAUAACAAAAACUCAAGUGUCAAAGAUUAAGGACAAGCCUACUGAUCAGGCUAUGGCUUACUUCUGUGUGGCUUUCAAGCAUCUUGGAGAGUCAUGGAUGAUGGAUAAUGAUUGCAUGAACAAGCUUAAUAUUGUAUUUCCUACUUGCAAGGAUAACAACAAUAUGCGUCAAUUGGGUGACACUAUGCUGGUGACUCUAGAUAACUUGAUGAAGUUAGCAAAUGAGAAGUUUGACAUAGAAGAAAAUGAACAAAAGAACACAAUGAGAUCAUCUUCAUUUUCAGAGAGUAGUUUCUCUUGCUGCUCAUCUCCUCUUACCCCAAGAUCUGUCCUACCCGAAUAUAUGAAAUCGGCUUCAAGAAUUAGUACCGAAAGUCCAAGAAAUUCUCUUGCCUCGCCACUUCUUUCGUCUCUUAGAGAUCAAGCUGUUGGAAAAUUGAAUCCAGUUGAUGGUAAGCGUUUAUCUUGUAAUAUGUCGCCAAAACAUAUCGAAAAGAUAGAUGAAGAACCUAUAACAGAAAUGGAAGUGGAUGAUGAUAAGAAUAUAAAGGAUACAUCAUCAGAAGAUCUUGUGUUUGAUAUGGACACAAAUGAGGAUGAUCAUCAUAAAACAACAGUUAAACCUGAUCAAGCUAUGGAGGAAGUUGAGCUACCACAAUCUCCUAAACAAAUUCAACCAGAAUCUCCUAAACCAACACAAACACCUUUACUUCAACUACAAGAAACAGUGCCUGUUUCUUCACCUUCUCCCCCUCCCCCACCACCACCACCACCUUCUGCACCGACCAUGAUAAUGCCAAAGAAAGUACUAACAUUACCACCAACAACAACACCACCACCUCCGCCUCCACCAUCUAUGAUGCAGCUAAAUGUGGAAGUGCCACCACCUUCAGCUCCAGCUCCAACUACACCUCCACCUUCACCAGCAGCACCAUCUCCACCACCACCACCUAUGAAAGGUGGAUCAGUUCCAGAACUUCCACCACCGGUACCACGUGGUAAUGGAGGCGGAGCACCGCCGCCUCCUCCAGGUGGAGCAGGGAGAACCUUGCGCGCCAAGGCAACUAGUAAAUUGAAAAGGUCAACACAAUUAGGCAAUUUGUAUAGAUCUCUUAAGGGAAAAUUGGAAGGGUCUAGCUUAAAUGGAAAAUCAGCUGCUCCUGGAAAGAAAAGUGCUAUUGGAGGAGCAAGCAAUGGAGGAAAACAAGGAAUGGCUGAUGCUCUAGCAGAGAUGACAAGAAGAUCCUCUUACUUCAUCCAAAUAGAAGAAGAUGUUCAGAAGUACACAAACCAAAUCAUAGAACUCCAAUCUAAAAUUACAAAUUUCAAGACAAACAACAUGACCGAAUUGAGCAAGUUCCACGGAGACGUUGAAUCCAUCCUUGAGAAUCUAACUGAUGAAUCACAGGUGCUAUCGCGAUUCGAAGGCUUCCCCACAAAGAAAUUGGAAGCUAUUAGAAUGGCAGCAGCAUUGUACAAUAAGUUGAAUUCAAUCCUUUCUGAACUUCAAAAUUGGAAGGUAGUGACUCCUAUAGUUCAACACCUAGAGAAGGUUGAACGUUAUUUCAACAAGAUCAAAACAGAACUAGAUGCUUUGGAACGAACCAAAGAUGAUGAAGCUAAGAAGUUUAAGGGUCACAACAUUGAAUUUGACUUCAAUAUUCUUAUAAAGAUUAAGGAAGCAAUUGUGGAUCUUUCCUCCAAUUGCAUGGAGUUAGCACUUAAGGAGAAGCGUGAAGAAGGCAAGAGUGAUGCAAAAAUGCUAUGGAGAGCAUUCCAACUUGCAUUUCGUGUCUAUACAUUUGCUGGUGGACAUGAUGAUCGUGCUGACAAGUUAACAAGAGAAUUGGCUAAGGAAAUAGAAAGUGGCCCUGGCCCUAAUCAUCCAUGAUUGCAUGCAUACAUAUAAACUAUGAUUUUAUGGAGUGAAAAAUUUGAUAUGGUGAGGUUCAUGUGAAUAUAUUAAAAUGAAACCCAUCAUCAUGAAACCUUUUUUGUUGUUUCAAAGCCAUUUGUAUAUUAAAAUGAAUCACUGGCGACUUGGAAUUAUACAUUUUUUGUUUUGUUAAUUUUAUAGGAGCUAGUCAUGGUUGAAGAGUUAUGAAAAUUCAUUUCUGAACUCUACCAGAAGUAGAAAGCUUAACUAAAGCUUCACUACUUUAGUUAA
Molecule: messenger RNA, 2812 nt
Organism: Trifolium pratense (red clover)
Lineage: Eukaryota; Viridiplantae; Streptophyta; Magnoliopsida; Fabales; Fabaceae
Exons: 10
Coding region: 293-2536 (747 amino acids)
Biological process (GO): chloroplast organization
Cellular component (GO): chloroplast outer membrane
Source: RefSeq, a predicted model, not a curated record